Teleopsis dalmanni is the source of this 1648-nucleotide messenger RNA. RefSeq names its product ATP-dependent RNA helicase vasa-like. Lineage: Eukaryota; Metazoa; Arthropoda; Insecta; Diptera; Diopsidae. The transcript is spliced from 3 exons. Gene Ontology annotation, molecular function: ATP binding; RNA binding; RNA helicase activity. The record is from RefSeq and is a predicted model, not a curated record. Gene Ontology annotation, biological process: cell differentiation; gamete generation. Gene Ontology annotation, cellular component: nucleus; P granule. The coding region runs from base 125 to 1597 and encodes 490 amino acids.
UAGAAGCAUUGAGUAAAUAGUUUUUGAGGAAUUGCGUGAAUAGUUCUGCGCAGUUGUUUUUUGCAUUUCGUGCAGUCAAGUUAUCAGUAACGAGGUGAUUUGUGCUUAGGUGAAUACAUUAAAAAUGAGUUGGGAAAACAAGCUUGAACUGGAUUUGGAUUCCAAAAAUUUUGAUAAUAAAACAAAGGAUGUUUCAGACAGUGAGGUUGUUCCGGUAAUUCCUGGUGAAAUUGAUGAACCGUCAAAUAUGAAUUAUGCUCCACCCGAUCCUCCUAGUGAGGAGUCUGAAAUUUUUUCUAGUGGUAUAUCUACUGGUAUUAAUUUCAAGCUUUAUGAUAAAAUUCCUAUUAAAACCACGGGCGAGGAUAUACCAGAAGCCAUUUCGACAUUUGCUGAUGCAGGACUUCGUGAUUUACUACUAACUAACAUUAAGAAGUCCCAUUAUGAAACUCCUACCCCAAUCCAAAAAGCAGCAAUACCUAUAAUAUUGGCAAAUCGCGAUUUAAUGGGGUGUGCUCAAACUGGUUCAGGAAAAACUGGGGCUUAUUUGCUACCAAUAAUUAAUCAUCUUCUAAUUGAGCAAAAAGAUUUAUGUAUUGGAAAACCAAUGGUGUUAAUACUGUCUCCAACUCGUGAACUGGCUAUUCAAAUAUAUACUGAAGCCCUAAAGUUUGCUUAUGGGUCAUACUUAAAAGUUGUUAUUCUCUAUGGAGGUACAAAUACUAAACACCAAAGCGAAAAGUUGUUUAAAGGAUGCCAUAUAUUGAUUUGUACACCUGGUCGUUUGUUGCAGUUUGUCAACAAAGGGUUUCUUUCAUUUGAAGAAACCUCGGUUUAUGUUCUUGAUGAAGCUGAUCGAAUGCUUGAUAUGGGCUUUAAAGAUAGUAUUGCUUCUAUAUUAAAUCAUCCUUCUACUGGUGCAAACCGACAAGUGUUAAUGUUCAGUGCAACAUUCCCAGAAGAGAUUCAAAAUCUUGCAAAAGAAUAUUUAAAAAACUAUAUUUUUAUUUCUGUUGGAAUCGUUGGAGGAGCGUGCAGCGACGUUGAUCAAAUCAUAAUUGAAGUGUCACGCUUUGACAAGCGUAAAAAACUAUUGGAAAUCCUUCGUCAGGAAAAUAUGGGUACAAUGGUUUUUGUUGAAACCAAACGUAGCGCUGAUUUUCUAGCCGCUGUGUUGUCUGAAGAAGAUAUACCUGCUACAUCUAUUCAUGGUGAUCGCUUACAAGUCCAGCGUGAAAAAGCCUUAAAUGACUUUAAGUCUGGUCGAAUGAAAGUACUUAUUGCAACAGGUGUUGCGUCAAGAGGACUAGAUAUCAAGAAUGUUGAACAUGUCAUCAAUUAUGACCUCCCUUCUGAAAUAGAUGAGUAUGUCCACCGAAUUGGACGCACGGGACGUGUUGGCAAUAAGGGAAAGGCUACAAGCUUUUUUGAUUCUGGAAAAGAUUCUCCUAUAAAAGGCGCAUUAUCAAAAAUAUUGGAUGAUGCUAAACAAGUAGUUCCGGGAUUUCUGAUGAGUUCAGGUUGCGAAGAAAUAUUUUUCGAUAAAAACCGUUCAGAUAUACGUACAAACUUCGAAGCUGAGGAGGACUGGUCUUAACUUUAUUAAACUAUAUUACAUUUGAAAUAUAUUAUUUAAUUUAAAUUAUAA